CUUUAGGACUUUCAAGUAACGAAAGCUUCAAUGGACAAUGGGACCGUUCCCUCUCGUACUGUCUGAUUCUUACAGCUCUCUGCAUCUCCUGGUCUCAUCCCCACACUCUGCCAUCGCCCUCGUGAUCUCUUCCACUUUGGUUUCUUAUUAAUUCAUGCCUAAACAACAACAUCCUUAACUUCCCGAAGAAGAAGACAAACCCAACCCAAAAGAUUCAAACUUCCAUACUAUCUGCUCAUCAACUCCCGCCCCUCCCAUUUCACCCCAUAAAAUUUCUCUUCUUGCUCUUUCGUUUUCCAAACUCUACAUCUCUUAUAGUUAUGAAGUGUUUUCAUUUCACUAACGGGGAGAGGCGAGACGGGGGAGACGAUGGCGGCGGCGGCGGUGCCGUUUCUAGGGUGUCGUCGAAGGUAACGUGGACGAGGUCAUUUAGCGUGGCGUCAAGCAGCGUCGGCACGAGUCGUUCUGAGUUCGACUCCGAGUCGACCAGGGACUUGGCCUCUGACUUCUCGGCUGUGGGUGGUUUCUACGAGUUUCUGACUCAGCGUCGAGCUAACGAUCUGCGGGUGUUCUCAUUCGCCGAGCUGAAAUCAGCUACCCGCGGGUUCAGUAGAGCUCUUUUGAUCGGUGAAGGUGGGUUUGGGUGCGUUUUCAGAGGUGUCGUUAAGGUUCCUGAUGAAGCAAACGACGGUCGUGAUUCAAAGCUAGAUGUCGCCAUCAAACAACUAAAUCGUCACGGUUUCCAGGGGCAGAAAGAAUGGAUCAAUGAAGUGAGAUUUCUAGGUGUAGUUAAGCACCCGAAUCUUGUAAAAUUAGUGGGAUACUGUGCAGAGGAUGAUGAGAGAGGGAUUCAGAGACUUUUAGUCUAUGAACUUAUGCGUAACAAAAGCUUGGAAGAUCAUCUCUUAGCUCGUAUGCAUGCACCAUUGCCUUUGCCAUGGUUGAUAAGAUUGAAAAUUGCUCAAGAUGCUGCCCGGGGCUUGGCUUACCUGCAUGAAGAAAUGGAUUUCCAGCUAAUAUUUCGAGAUUUUAAGACAUCGAAUAUUCUACUGGACGAGGACUUUAACGCGAAGCUCUCAGACUUUGGGUUGGCUAGACAAGGACCUUUGGAAGGAUUUGGCCAUGUUUCUACAUCAGUUGUUGGCACGGUUGGUUAUGCUGCCCCUGAGUAUGUGCAAACUGGUAGGCUAACCGCUAAGAGUGAUGUUUGGAGCUUCGGGGUGGUUCUAUAUGAGCUCAUCACCGGAAGGCGAGCACUAGAAAGAAAUCUACCUCGAAGUGAGCAGAAACUCCUGGAAUGGGUGAAACCUUAUAUAUCCGAUUCAAAGAAAUUUCACCUUAUCAUAGACCCUCGCCUUGAAGGACAGUAUUGCAUAAAAUCUGCUCAGAAGCUAGCAUCGUUGGCCAACAAAUGUCUAAUGAAAAACCCCAAGUCCCGUCCUAAAAUGAGCGAAGUGGUUGAGAUGCUAGGCAACAUCAUUAGUGGGACAUCGACUAAAGAUGAAGGUAUCUCUCAAUCAAUGAGUGAAAGUGAUGAUGCAAAGGAAGAAACCAGAGUGGAGGUUGGGGCCGAGUCUACCAAGCAAGGGCACAGUUAUCUGAAGAAGGUUCUGGAUAUCAGAGAAAUAAUGAGCUUAAGAAACAGAUCAAUUGGGAAGUUAGAUUGGAGAAAUUGGACACCUGGACUGGUGAGGACUUGGUAAACGAGGAGCUUGCAGCUUGCAACCGAGAAAGAAAUAGAUAAGCCCUUUCAUACUGUUGAAUGAAUGCAUUCCCAUAGUCAAAUACAUAGUACCGAUUAGUCAAUCGAUUACGUUUUCUUAGCAAUAGACUUUUCGAAAUUUUUGCAUCACGGCACAACAGUAUGUAUAUUACACCUAUAUUUUGCUCCAACUGAUGUCUAAUCCAACAAAUUACCUAAAA
Molecule: messenger RNA, 1923 nt
Organism: Gossypium raimondii (Peruvian cotton)
Lineage: Eukaryota; Viridiplantae; Streptophyta; Magnoliopsida; Malvales; Malvaceae
Product: serine/threonine-protein kinase PCRK1
Exons: 4
Coding region: 321-1703 (460 amino acids)
Biological process (GO): protein phosphorylation
Molecular function (GO): protein kinase activity; ATP binding
Source: RefSeq, a predicted model, not a curated record